Messenger RNA from Austrofundulus limnaeus, 3258 nucleotides. RefSeq names its product MET transcriptional regulator MACC1 (gene macc1). The transcript has 5 exons. The record is from RefSeq and is a predicted model, not a curated record. The coding region runs from base 97 to 2655 and encodes 852 amino acids. NCBI's taxonomy places the organism in Eukaryota, Metazoa, Chordata, Actinopteri, Cyprinodontiformes, Rivulidae. Gene Ontology annotation, cellular component: cytoplasm.
CAUGCCAGGACAGGAGGUGAACUCACACAGGCAGAAACUGGAGAAAUGACCGGGAACUGAUUUUUCUUUUUUCACCUGCCAACAAGAAAUGAAAAUAUGGCAGCUGGAGGCACMAAGUCCUUUCGUCGUGUUGGAAGUCUCCUGCGGAGUAAAUCUGAGAGCACACUGAUUGAUCUGAGUGACAAUGGCCCAACCAGUGACAAUCAGAAAGGUGGAUUAUUAGAAAGGACACAAACAUCAGACUGGCAGCUUUCAUAUCCAGAAGUUUCAGAGACGUCUGAUAUUAAAAACCCAUUCUGGAAAAAACUAUCUGCAUCAAACCCUUUCCUUGAUGAUAUUGUAYACAGCAACUCAGACCAUCAUGAAAACAACACAUCAAAUGGAAACCAAGAAAGUACAGAAAAUCUGGACACAAACAAUGAGGACACCUUCAGCACUUCUUCAGAUGAAGGCAACGUGGGGAACUUUUUGGAGAACAAGCACAAAGCAAGCAAUCAGUCUGGGAGAUGGAGAAGCGCUUCAGAUAUCCUGGAUGACCUGGAAAGAAAAGAGCCAAAGAACAAGAGUGACUUCAGACCACCCGAACCUGUGCUAAACCCAGACUUUGAGUGGCUGAAGAAUGACAGAGAGGCCUAUAAGAUGGCCUGGCUCAGCCACAGACAGCUGACCAGAUCAUGCUUGGACUUAAACAUGAUAAGCCAGAGCCCUGGAUGGUCUCAGACCCAGGCCACUAACUUUCAAGUUAUCUCCAAGAUCGACCACAGAGGAGGCUCAGUUCAGUUACCAGAGUCCAAAAUCAGCAUCCAAGUACCACAAGGACACRUGCCUCCUGGAGAAGUGCAGGAGAUUACACUGAAAGCAAUGUUGGACCCUCCUCCUGGACUCAACAACAACUACAUAACAACCAUGAGUCCACUUCUUGAGGUGCUCCUCAGCAACAUCAACACAAACGAGUGUUUGUCUGUGGAGAUAAAAUUGUCCGGAGAGGUCAAGAACGAUCCGGAGGUUCAGAAGAUGACCGCUGUGUAUGGACUGAUGUCCAACAAAAGAGAGGGGCCAUAUGUCAAAAUGAGCAACUGUGACAUUCAGAAAAACUUCAUACAGCUGAAACUCCAGGACUUAAAGACACGUUUCUUUGCAGUCGCUGUUGCCGAGGCUCUUUCUCUGAAACCCCCUGCCACGUCUGUUUGGGAUUACCUUGACCGCCACAUUACCGUGGCCGUCUACGGCCCAAGGUACAUCCAUCCGUCUUUCAAAGUUGUAGUGGUCGUCUGCUGUCAUGAGGACGUUCCACCUAAACUUCCCUUUUCAGAUAUUUGCAGGGGCAACAAAACCCUACCUCCACUUGUGCUUCAGCUUUGGGGUAAACAUUCUUAUAAACCAGAUGUGCUGAAUGACUUUUUCAUUAAGGUUGGCAUCAAAGACUCUGUGUUUAGAAUCAAACCUGAGGAUAAAGUGAAACAAGUGAGACAGAAACGAUUGAAAAUAGGGACUGUUCUGCAUUUACCAGUUGCAGUAUCGUGUUCUGGCCCCAAACAAAUGGCUCCUUUUGUGUUGGAUGUAUGUGUAGAGGAAUCAAGCUCGUCUUCAGCUUGUUUUCAGGUGUCUUCCCCUCCUGUAGCACCCAUCAGAUCUGAGAAGAGGUUGCCGAGGCAUGCAGAAGAUAAGACAGAAAUAGCAAAAACCCUGCCUAUCCUUGAGGAAAGUGAUCCCAAUUUAGCUAAAUUCACAAACAGACCUGUACAUGUUCAGUGGUACGGCAUUGCCCUAAAGUCCGUCAUCCGUCAGCCUCACGUGGAUUACCUGCUGGAAUACUUCAAAGGUGACACAGUGGCGCUCCUUUCUAAAGACACUGUCAAGUCAGUUGGUAAUUUGAAGGUCAAAGAGUGGUACAUUGGAUUCCUCAGAGGAAAAAUUGGCUUGGUUCACUACAAAAACAUCAAACUCAUAACCAAGGAUCAGGUGAUUGGCUUCACCACUGCUGAUCCUUGUUUAACAUCAGAGAUCCUCUUAGACAACAUGACGGUGCCCUUCAAGAAGCUUACGUACAUGCUAUCUGCCAUCCAGACAUUGGUCACAGAACAUAUCACAAGCUGGAGAAGUUUUGCAGAUGCUUUAGGGUAUAGAGGCCAGCCUGUUGACACCAUUAAAAGGAGAAAUGCUGAAACUGAAGCUGACAAAGUGGCCAGUGUUCUGGAAAAGUUGAAAGAAGACUGCCAUACUGAGAAGGACAGGAAAAAGUUUCUGCAUGAACUAAUGCUGGGGCUGCUGAAAAUGAACGCUGUGACUCUCGUGGCAAAGGUCAUUCAGAACACGGUCAUUCUGUCUACCGCCGUGGAGCUGGGCAUCCGAUGGCGGGAGCUCGCUGAGAGGUUAGAAAAACUGACCAGCUCUCACAUUGCUGGUUACGAAGCACCACAUCGAGGGAAGAAUGGUGAAAUCGGUUUGGAGUCCAUGUGGAAGCCCGCCUAUGACUUUCUGUACUCCUGGAGUCUGCGUUACGGAGACAGCUACAGAGACAUGAUCCAGGAUCUGCACCUGGCCCUGGAUAAAAUGAAAAACCCCGUCACCAGACAGUGGAGACACCUGACCGGGGCACUCAUCACUGUGAACUGCCUCGAUGUCUUACAAGACUCUGCGUUCCCCAAACCUUAAACCUUUUUGCACUCCGCUGAACAAACAAGAACUGCUGAACGUGUUGGGCUUUGUGUGAACUGCAACUUUGUGGAAAUUGUCAGACACGUGCACUUCAUGUUUUCUAUGCACGUUAAAUAUCCCUAAAACACAAUUUUCAGUCAAAUCUUUCAUGUGGUGUAUGAACUUUAGUCUUAAUCUAUCCUUCUAUGUUAGUGUAAUUUAUCUCUAGUUAACUCUUCAACUCUCAUGAAGUAAAUAGCAGGUUUUAAAGUGUUUACCCACUUAGUUUUUUUCUAAAACAUAUCAAACCAGUAACUCUGUUUGGUGUUUGUUUUAAAAUGAGGGUUCACUUUGUCUUUAUGCCUGCAGUGAGAUUCAGUUUGUUUAUAAAAUAUUGGGUUUUUUUUAGAACAUAUUAUAAGUUGGUUUAUGAACAAAACGUGGAUAAAUGUGAACAGGGUUGCUAAACUUCUCUAGAAAAUACAAAUAAGCUGACAUAGGUGGUUUUAUCCCCCCCACCCCCCAAAAGUUUUUGUAAUAAUGUUAAAAUAAUUUGCCAAAGUUAAACUUGUGUGACACUAUAGGACACAAAAUAAACUUCCAUCUGUGUGUCAUGAAGUA